Molecule: messenger RNA, 1284 nt
Organism: Chroicocephalus ridibundus (black-headed gull)
Lineage: Eukaryota; Metazoa; Chordata; Aves; Charadriiformes; Laridae
Product: aldo-keto reductase family 1 member B10-like
Exons: 9
Coding region: 66-1046 (326 amino acids)
Cellular component (GO): cytosol
Molecular function (GO): aldose reductase (NADPH) activity
Source: RefSeq, a predicted model, not a curated record
GCGCCUUCGGGCGGCCGUGGGCACGCACGGACGGAUAGACAUCCACCCACCCAUCCACCGGCGCCAUGGCGAGCCCCUGCGUGGAGCUGAGCAACAAGAUGAAGAUGCCCAUCCUGGGGCUGGGCACUUGGCAGGCUCCUCCAGGAAAGGUGGAAGAGGUGGUGAAGUUUGCUAUUGAUGCAGGCUACCGCCUCUUAGACUGCGCCUACUUCUACCAGAAUGAAAAUGAAAUAGGGAAUGCAGUCCAGCAGAAGAUCAAGGAGGGGGCUGUGAAACGGGAAGACCUCUUCAUUGUUACUAAGUUGUGGAACACAUUUCAUGAGAAGUCCCUGGUUAAGGUAGCAUGCAAGAAGAGCCUCGCCGCACUGCAGCUGGACUACCUUGACCUCUACCUGAUGCACUUCCCUAUGGGAUUCAAGGCUGGUGACGAACUUCAUCCUCUGGAUGACAAGGGCAUGAGCAUCCCCAGCGAUACAGAUUUUCUGGACACAUGGGAGGCCAUGGAAGAGCUGGUGGACUGUGGUCUGGUAAAAGCCAUUGGUGUCUCCAACUUUAACCACGAGCAGAUUGAAAGAAUCUUGAACAAGCCGGGACUAAAAUACAAGCCGGUAAACAACCAGAUCGAAUGUCAUCCGUACCUAACCCAGGAGAAGCUGAUCAAGUACUGUCAGUCCAAAGGGAUUGCCGUGACAGCGUACAGCCCCCUUGGCUCUCCUAACCGCCCAUGGGCCAAGCCAGGGGAUCCUCUGCUGCUGGAUGAUCCCAAGAUUAAAGAGAUUGCAGUGAGACAUCAUAAAACCCCUGCCCAGGUUCUGCUCCGGUUUCUUAUCCAAAGAGAUGUGAUUGUCAUUCCCAAGUCUGACAAACCACAGCGUGUUGAGGAAAACAUCAAGGUGUUUGACUUUGAACUGUCUAAAAAGGAGAUGGACGUCAUCCUCAGCUUUAACAGGAACUGGAGAGCGGUUCCAGUGCUCCAGUAUGUUUCUUAUUAUCCUUAUUAUCCAAUAGGCAUAUCUCUAUCUGUGUUUUCAUCCCCCAUAUCUUGAAAACAUACAUGACCACAACCAGGGAGAGCUCAUAUCUUAAACUCUGGAUGCCAGGUAACGAGACAUGUCCUGGAACUGACGUCAGGAGGGAGAUUCAUUCAGGGCUUUCCCUUCAGCACAUGCCUGUUCAUAAGCCUGUGGUCAAACUAAUGACAGCAGCAAAACUUGAGUACCUUGGCAGUGGGGGAGGGAGACUGCAGGAGGGAAAUGCUGCUGAAGAUACUUUCUACAAUACUUA